Penicillium canescens is the source of this 1251-nucleotide messenger RNA. Its product is annotated as FAD-dependent oxidoreductase. Bases 1 to 1251 code for a protein of 416 amino acids. Gene Ontology annotation, molecular function: monooxygenase activity; FAD binding. Lineage: Eukaryota; Fungi; Ascomycota; Eurotiomycetes; Eurotiales; Aspergillaceae. The transcript is spliced from 3 exons. The record is from RefSeq and is a predicted model, not a curated record.
AUGCCCACCAACGGCGCCUCGCCAUGCAAACUUCGCGUCGCUAUUAUAGGUAGCGGAAUCGCUGGCCUCUCUGCUGCAGCAUUCCUCCGCAAAAACCGCCAUUUCAAUAUCAUUGUCUACGAGCGUCGUGAUGCAGACUCUCAGGAGACUUCCGCAGCAUUCGGGCUUGGAGCUAACGGCAUCUCUAUUGUCAAACAGCUCGGAAUCGACAGGGAAGAGAUUCGCGGGGUGGUGGGAGCCGGGUACCGGACUUUCAACAUCCACGAGAAGGAGAUAAGCAAGUCCCGGGUUGAUUAUGGGCAGGAUGGAGAUAGUGGUUUGUGGCUCGUAUAUCGGCAGGAUCUCAAGGACGCUUUGUUGCGGAGAGUCACCAGUGGGGAUGGGGAUGGGGAGGCUAUCAAGAUAUUAUACGGCUGUCAUAUUGUGAACGUUGAUCCGGAGGCUGGUGUUGUUGAAUUUGCAGACGGAACCUCUGUCGAAGCCGAUCUAAUUAUCGGCGCGGACGGAAUUCGUUCAAAGGUCCGCGGAGCCGUCAUCCCGGCUUCGCACCCAGAGCCUGUCUCGUGCGGUCUUUCAAUGUAUCGAUUCGUCAUUCCAAUGGAUGUCGUUAUGAACACCGUCGCCACCCAUGGAAACAUUCCAGCUAUGUACAACUACGACGACGGAACUUUUAUAGCAGUUAUAGCCGCCGGAGAUGAAGGCAACCGUAAUGUAAUUAUGUAUCCCUGCCAGGGUCAUAAGCUGAUGAAUUGCGUCUGCGCGGUCCCGGACUCGAGUGUUAAGAACCCAGCUAAGCUUGAAUACUCCUGGAACGCUAAGGGGAGUGUGGAAGAACUAUUGGAAGAGAUCCAUGAUUUCCCCGAAUGGUUGAAACAGGUCUUUAGUCGCACCUCUCAAGUGGCGCUAUUCCAAGUCCGGGACCAAGAGCCUUUGCCUACGUAUUUCAAAGGCCGAGCCGUUUUGAUCGGCGAUGCUGCUCAUGCCAUGGUACCUUACCAAGCCCAAGGCGUCAACCAGGCUUUCGAGGACGUGGAGGGCCUCAAUGUUUUAUUUGCAAACACCUCCGACCGUAACAGCGUUCCCGGAAUCUUGCAAAUUUGGGAUAGCAUCCGCCGGCCACGGGCAUCGGAAAUUCAGACAGGUUCGCGGGCUUCUCAAGUUAAGCUUGCAACAAAAAGUGCAGGUGAUGCUAUUCUGUCGGUAAAGCCUUAUGUGGGUAUGAAAGAAGCUCUUGAGCAGCUGGAGACGUAA